This is a messenger RNA of Tinamus guttatus (white-throated tinamou), 862 nucleotides long. The record is from RefSeq and is a predicted model, not a curated record. Lineage: Eukaryota; Metazoa; Chordata; Aves; Tinamiformes; Tinamidae.
GCUGGAUCUUUGAUGGCCACCAAGCACUCACAGACCCAAUCUACGCUUGAAAAAAGUCUAACUUCAACUAGUACCAAUACUCCCUAUUUUAAAGCAGCAGAGCCCACCGAAAUGCCGCCUUAUGUGACUAAAUGCCCCAGCAAUGGGCUUUGCAGUAGAUUGCCCCCUGACUGCAUGACCUGUAACACAAACUUUUCCUGUAUAUAUGGGAAACCAGCCACUUUUGACUGCAAAAUAAAGCCAUAUGUUCAUUGUGUUGAUCAGAAUAGCAUCGAGCAGGAGAACUUCACAAUUAACAUGACGUGCCAGUUUUGCUGGCAGCUUCCGACCACUGAUUAUGUCUGCACCAACUCCACAAGCUGCAUGACAGUUUCUUGCCCACGACAACGCUAUAAUGCCACUUGUACUGUCCGGGAUCAUAUUCACUGUCUAGGUAAUCGUGUCUUUCCUAAGAUGCUCUACUGCAACUGGACCGGAGGCUAUAAGUGGUCUACAGCCUUGGCGCUAAGCAUUACCCUUGGCGGAUUUGGAGCCGAUCGUUUCUAUUUGGGCCAGUGGCGGGAAGGUCUGGGAAAACUCUUCAGCUUUGGUGGACUUGGAAUAUGGACACUCAUUGAUGUGCUGCUCAUUGCUGUUGGCUAUGUGGGACCUGCAGACGGCUCUCUUUAUAUUUAACUGUAGAGGCAAUAUGUUUCAGAGAGGGGUAAUUGUUUGGAAAGGGACAUAAAUAAAAGAAUGUAGAAAUGGAACCUUUGAGGUAGAAUGAAGAACGACCAUUCUUUUUAUGUACAUACAUUUUAAUGUACAGUAUCUGUACUUAGCUUGCCUUUAACUAAGGUAAAAUAAAGGAGUUGAUCACUGA